AUGACUGGGAAAACAUCCACCAAGAUUGGCCAUGCUCUGGCGGCCGCUCUGAGGAUUGACCUGGGAUCGGAAAUAUACUCUGCAUCCGGCAAUGGUCGUCAUGGCUACAUUGAGCCCGAUCCGACGACCGGAGAAUGGAUCAAGGCACACACCCCAACAACGAGACAAGUUGGGCGCUACUUUUAUAACAUCUUCCCUUUUCUUCACUGGAUCGGGUACUAUAACUUGCAAUGGUUCAUUGGUGAUCUGAUUGCAGGUGUGACUGUCGGCGCUGUUGUGAUUCCCCAGGGCAUGGCCUACGCCGAGUUAGCCAAUUUGCCCGCCGAGUAUGGACUCUACUCCUCGUUCAUGGGUGUCCUAAUCUACUGGUUCUUUGCAACUUCCAAAGAUAUCACGAUCGGACCCGUCGCCGUCAUGUCCACUCUCGUCGGUACGAUCAUUAUCAAAACUCAAAAGGAACACCCCGGUCUCUCAGCCCCCGACAUUGCUUCCGCGCUCGCAAUCAUAUGUGGCGCCAUCGUGGCCGCACUUGGAUUUCUCCGUCUUGGAUUCAUCGUCGACUUCAUUCCCUUGCCCGCGAUUAUGGCAUUUAUGACUGGGUCUGCGAUCAAUAUCGUCGCUGGUCAAGUUCCAACUCUCCUUGGUGAAACUGCAAAAUUCUCAACACGUGGAGCCACCUACGAGGUGAUCAUCAAUACACUGAAAUAUCUGCCCACGGCCCAAAUGGAUGCUGCCAUGGGCAUGACUGCCCUCGGCCUACUUUAUGCGAUUCGCUGGGGAGCCAAGACAUUCUUCUUUAUCUCAACUCUCCGAACUGCCUUUGUGAUCCUCUUCUAUGUCAUGAUCAGCGCUGCUGUCAACCUCCACCGUCGCCAUCAUCCCGCCUUUAAGAUCCUCGGAACCGUGCCCAGAGGCUUUAAGCACGCGCACGUCCCCAGGCUCGACAAGGAGAUCAUUAGUUCCUUCGCUAGCGAGCUUCCCGCCGCUGUCAUCGUUCUCUUGAUCGAGCAUAUCGCCAUUUCCAAGUCAUUUGGCCGAGUCAACAACUACACAAUCGACCCAUCUCAAGAGUUCAUUGCUAUUGGCAUCACGAACCUCCUGGGACCUUUCUUGGGAGCAUAUCCUGCUACUGGGUCUUUCUCUCGCACUGCGAUCAAAUCCAAAUCGGGUGUCCGUACUCCUCUUGCCGGUGUCAUCACUGCGAUCGUGGUUCUUCUGGCGAUCUAUGCCCUCCCAGCCGUCUUCUUUUACAUUCCAAAGUCAUCACUAUCGGCUGUAAUCAUCCACGCCGUCGGCGACCUCGUCACUCCACCAAACACGACUUACCAGUUCUGGCGCGUGUCUCCGAUCGAUGCCAUCAUCUUCCUGAUGGGCGUGAUCGUCAUCAUCUUUUCCACCAUCGAGAUCGGGAUCUACUGCACCAUCUGCGUCUCGGUCGCAGUCCUCCUCUUUCGACUCGCUAAAGCCCGAGGCCAAUUCCUUGGUGCUGCUAGAAUACACUCCGUCGUCGGCGACCAUGUCUUUGACGAUUCAGCCACUAUCACAAACGCCAAACUUGAAAGCGACCGAACAGUCUAUCUCCCCAUUUCGCGAGAAGACGGCCACAACCCUGAAGUCAAGAUCGAACAGCCAUCCCCGGGCAUCUUCAUCUUCCGCCUUUCAGAGGGCCUGAACUACCCCAACGCAAACCACUACACAGACUACCUCGUCAAGCAUAUCUUCGAAACAACCCGUCCCUCAGACGAGAAACCAAACACUAGCAUCGGCGAUCGACCCUGGAAUGACCCGGGCCCGAAAGCCAAGGACGAAGCCGCGAUCCUCGCCCGCCCAACUCUCCGAGCCGUCAUCCUGGACUUUUCAUCCGUCAACAACGUCGACGUCACCUGCGUCCAGACCCUCAUCGACGUGCGCAACCAACUGGACCGCUACGCCGCACCUCACCGCGUACAAUGGCACUUCGCGCACAUCCACAACCGCUGGACCAAGCGCGCACUCGCAGCCGCUGGCUUCGGAUACCCCACACCCGAAUAUCUCGCAACAACACACAAGUGGAAGCCCAUCUUCAGUGUCGCAGCCCUCCACGAUGACCCCUUCACAGUCGCGAACAAAAGGAGGUCAGAAGAGCUGGCCCGAGAUGUCGAGACAGGGUUCCAGAAAGAAGCUGCUGCACAGUCCACGGAGAGCGAGAUUGAGCCUGCAGAUGAACUGUCUUCGGAAAUACGCCGGGCCAGUGCUGGUUCUAGGUCGGAUACGAAGAAGGCUAUUGUGGAAGGUGUUAAUCGGCCUUUCUUCCAUGUUGAUUUGACGACUGCGCUUCAUAGUGCGAUGGCGGGGUCGGGGGAGUAUUAG
Messenger RNA from Penicillium maclennaniae, 2349 nucleotides. Its product is annotated as SLC26/SulP family anion transporter. The coding region runs from base 1 to 2349 and encodes 782 amino acids. Gene Ontology annotation, cellular component: membrane. The transcript is spliced from 4 exons. Gene Ontology annotation, molecular function: secondary active sulfate transmembrane transporter activity. NCBI's taxonomy places the organism in Eukaryota, Fungi, Ascomycota, Eurotiomycetes, Eurotiales, Aspergillaceae. The record is from RefSeq and is a predicted model, not a curated record. Gene Ontology annotation, biological process: transmembrane transport.